Molecule: messenger RNA, 195 nt
Organism: Clunio marinus
Lineage: Eukaryota; Metazoa; Arthropoda; Insecta; Diptera; Chironomidae
Source: the annotation of a GenBank genome assembly
AUGCGAAAAAUUGAUAAAGCUCGGGGAGAUGUUUCUGAUGUGUCCGAUGAUUUAUCUACAUUAGCUUCAUGUUUUAGAAUGCUUUUGAAGAUGAUUUUAGUCAUUUACAAAAUUAUGAAUCUUUUUGUUUAUAAAGCUUUCAAAUUGGAAGAAGCUUUUUAUGAAGCAAUAAAUAAAUCAAAAAGUUUCCAAUAA